AUGUUGCAUCUACCGAAGCGCGCCAUUCCUGGCGCUUUUUCUGUGCGCACAUGCCUCACCCCGGGCUUUCACAUUCAGUCAACAGCAUCCCUAUCGACGUCCUCGAGCAAGUCGGCCACUGCGCUUGAGCGUCAAGGGCACUCAGGCCAGCCACUCACGGCAUCUGGCAAGGUGCGAAGGGAGGUGCCUUUGCCAAGUCAGGAGAAGAAGGAGGGUGCGAUGCAAUAUGUCCUAACUACUCUCGAUCAGGUGACCAACUGGGCUCGCCAGAGUUCCUUGUGGCCGAUGACAUUCGGACUUGCAUGUUGCGCUCUUGAGAUGAUGCAUUUGUCAACUCCCAGAUACGAUCAAGACCGCCUGGGAAUUAUUUUCCGAGCUUCGCCUCGUCAGUCAGACGUCAUGAUUGUCGCCGGUACAUUGACGAACAAGAUGGCACCUGCUCUUAGGCAAGUUUAUGACCAGAUGCCUGACCCGCGCUGGGUUAUUAGCAUGGGUAGUUGUGCAAAUGGUGGUGGUUACUAUCACUACAGCUACUCGGUCGUCCGAGGCUGUGAUAGAAUCGUGCCUGUUGAUGUCUAUGUUCCAGGAUGCCCGCCUACAUCCGAGGCUUUGAUGUAUGGGAUUUUCCAACUUCAAAAGAAAAUGAGGCACACAAGAAUCACACGCAUGUGGUACCGUCGUUAG
Molecule: messenger RNA, 684 nt
Organism: Aspergillus chevalieri
Lineage: Eukaryota; Fungi; Ascomycota; Eurotiomycetes; Eurotiales; Aspergillaceae
Product: NuoB/complex I 20 kDa subunit family protein
Exons: 4
Coding region: 1-684 (227 amino acids)
Biological process (GO): aerobic respiration; mitochondrial respiratory chain complex I assembly; electron transport coupled proton transport
Molecular function (GO): NADH dehydrogenase (ubiquinone) activity; quinone binding; 4 iron, 4 sulfur cluster binding
Source: RefSeq, a predicted model, not a curated record